GAAUUGUAGUCCAAUGAAACAAAGCGCUGCUGCAAGCGGGGGGCGGGGUUAUUCAGAAAGCAACAGCUGGAUCGGCCCCUGUGCGGAUGGCUUCACCUUCAGAGCCUGUUUAUGUGCAAAUGCUGCGUUGAGACACGUAUAAACACACGCGUACACAAAAACAUACAGAGCUCAGACAGUAGAGAAUGAGCAGCGCGGAGUGAGCGGAGUCCGAGAGCGAGUCUUCCCGCGUCCUUCAUCAGGAGAGCCGCGGAGGAGGAGGAGAGCCGAGAUGGACUCUUCUCUUGGACCCCCGCCCCCUUCCCCUGCUUCUUCUUCUUCCUCUCUAUCCUCUCUUGUGUCUACACACAGCCCUCGCUCAGUAUCCUCCUCCUCCUCAACCCCUAACUCCUCCCCUCAAGUGUCUCCGCCUCCUCGUCCUGCCCUGCAGAGAGGCCGAUCUCAGCUAAACGCAGCAAAGGAUGUGGUCGGGAUGACUGCUGAAAGUUCAUCUCCUGCGGGACCUCGUCCACAGUCAGCUCCAUCUCCUGCAGGGGGAAUUCCAGAGGAGCUGAACAUAGAGGAACUUGAGCAGAGAGCUAGGAAUGGAGAUUCCAGAGCACAGACAAAGAUUGGCAGGUAUUACCUACAGCUGUCUGAGCAGGAGGAUGAAGAAGUAAACAGCGUCACAGCUGUAACGUGGCUUGUGCAGGCAGCAAAAAAUGGCCGCAGAGAUGCUGUGAAACUCUUACAGUGGUGCUUGCAUAAACGAAAAGGCAUCACGGCAGAGAACAGGGAGGAUGUGUGUACCUUGGCAUCCGAGUCACGUUUUGAGCGCAGUGUGAGAAAAGCAGCUCUGUGCAUGUACUGGAAACUCAACCCAGAGAGAAAGAGACGGGUGACUGCCUCAGAACUACUGGAUAACAUUAGCCAGGUCAACAUGGAAACAGAUGGUGCUGGUAGCAACCUACUGUCCAGUUCAGCUCAGAAACAGAGGAAGGUCUUGGAGAGCCUUGUCUCGUGUGAUGAGGCUGAUUAUAUUGGUGUUGAAGAGUUUGUGGAAAACACUAAGCGGUAUGCUCAAGGCAUCUCGCCAACAGAAGCUCUUGAUGCAGCUGCGAUUGAUGAUGACGAUGAUGAAGACCCUGUGAAAAACCCUGAUGAGUUGCCUCUGCAUCAGAAGAUAUUGAAGUUCCCCCUCCAUGCAGUGACUGAGGUAAAGGAAGUACUGAUUGACUGGGCCUCCCGUGCUGGAAUGCAAUGGAUCAGUGCGCUUAUCCCUACUCACCACGUCAACACCUUAAUUUUCUUCUUCAUCAUCUCCAACCUGACUCUAGACUUUUUCCUCGUCGUCAUUCCCCUCGUUGUCUUCUACCUCUCCUUCAUCUCCAUGGUCAUCUGCACACUGAGGGUCUUCCAGAACAGCAAGGCCUGGGAGAACUUUACAACACUGACGGCUAUGCUGUCUCGUUUCGAGCCGGAGUUGGAUCUGGAGCAAGCUGAGACCAACUUCACAUGGACCCAUCUGGAACCUCACCUCUACUUUCUGGUCUCUGCAUUUUUCCUUAUACUCUCGUUCCCUGUGGCUGAAAAGUCCUGGCUGCCAUGCUCAGAACUAGCGACGGUGGCGGUCUUCUUCACUGUGAGCAGCUACCUCAGCUUGCGUCCAGCUGCACAGCUACAUGCCAGACUUGCCCUUCUUACACAAGUCACCUCUGCAGUUUGCUCUUUCUCUAAUGAGCUGCUGGGGGGCUGGGUGUUCUGGCUGGUGGGAGGGUCAUGGUUUAGUGUGCCUCUUUGUGACUAUUUGGUGCUGCAUGUUGGUCUGCCUUGUUUUCUGUACCUUUACCUGCUGUACCUGUGUGGACGCAUGGGCUCAGCCCGAGGGUUGCAUGGGUCCUAUAGCAUGCUGCUGCCGUACCUGCUUUGCUUUACCUGGUGCGAGCUGUCCGUCACGCUUCUGCAUGAGUCCACUGUGCUGGGACUCCUGCGCACUGCCGUAGGGUACUUCCUCUUCUUCUUUGCCCUUCCCGUGCUCUCUCUGGCACUGGCAGCUGUGCUUCUUGUGCAGUUGGUGCAGUGGUUUCUUGCACUGGAGCUGGCCAAGAUGGCAGUGACGGUGUGUGUCUGCGUUCUUCCCGUUCUGCUGCGGUGGUGGACUCGGUUUAGUGUGUCGCCUCUUGCUGUGAUCCGGUCUCUCCGCCGCAGCAGUAUAGUCAAGCUGAUCCUAGUGUGGAUCUCUGCCCUGCUGCUCUUCAGCUGGUUCUAUGUGUACCGCUCUGAGGGCAUGAAGGUGUACAACUCUACACUGACCUGGCAGCAGUAUAGUGAGGUUUGUGGCCCUCGUGCCUGGAGGGAACGCAACAUGGCGCAUACCCAGAUCCUCUGCAGUCACCUUGAAGGACACCGUGUCACUUGGGAGGGCCAUUUUAAGUACGUCCGUGUGACCGAAAUAGAAAAUGGAGCACAAUCCGUUGUCAACCUCUUGCCUGGCUUUAUAGCAGACUGGGUUCGCUGCCUUUAUGGAGAGGAGUACCCAGCCUGUGACCCUGCCUAUGCAGGGCCUGCUGACCCACUCUGCCAACUCAAGGAACUCGCAAAUCACAAAUGCCAUGUGAAGCGAUUUGAUCGCUACAAGUUCGAAGUGACCAUGGGGAUGCCACACGGGGAUAAGCGGGGGAAAGGGCACCAAGAUGCUGAUGACGCAACAAAAGACAUUGUGCUACGGGCAAGCAACGAGUUCCGCAGCGUGCUGUUGGCGCUCAGUUCAGGCAGUGUUGUGGAGUUUAGCACCAUUCUGGAAGGCAAACUGGGCAGCAAGUGGCCGGUGUUUGAGCUGAAAGCUCUUGAUUGUAAGACUUGUAACUCUCCUUUGGUGCCGACAAGACGGCAAGUAAAGAUCGAGCAAGACUGGAGGGUUAAUGCCCGCAGUGCCUUUGCCUUUGCUUUUAACUUCCUCUUCCACCCGCUACUCACUGCCGAGGUAGACACUGCUGCGGCCACAGAUGUGGCAGUUUAAAAUUGAAUGUUUUCUUUUUGGGAACCAAAACUAGGAACUGCAUUACAAUGAAAAAUUACUUAUUCCCGCUAAGUAUCAAUUUUCAUGAUUGUGACCAUCAGAAACAUGCUUUGGUGAGUGUGGUCUGUGCACCCAUUGUGGUCCAAGGGCUUGACCUACUGUUCCAGUGCUGUGCAGAUGGGUCCUCCAGCCUGAGCUGUCCACAAAUGAAAAGGGGAGAGCUUCCCAGACAGGGAUUAAGUCUAGUCUUGGACUAUACAGCACUUUACAUGGAGAUUUUUUUUCAUUUUAUUUACUGUUAUGGCCUGUUAUGAUACGUUUUUUGGACGAUAUGUUUUCCUAGAAUGGAUUGCGAUAAACAAUAUUGUCAUUUUAGGACAUUUUAUGCCAAUAUAAUAAUAAUAUUAAUAAUAAUAAUAAUAGGGCAGUUCCAUCUUUUUUAAGAGCAAUGAAUGUUUAGUUUGUGAUAGUUUGGGAGACUGCUCUGUGUAAAUGUUGUCAUUAUUGAUGCAUUAGUUAUUGCGCACCUGGCUAAAAUAUUGAAGACAUUCAUCCUUAUGUAAACAAAGAUGCAAGUAAACACAAUGGAUGAUAAUAAGGUCAGCAAAAUGUAUUCAGCUCAUUUAUGUGUAUUGUGCAAUAAGUCAAUAAUGUACAUUAUCGUGACAGGCCUAUUUAGAGUCUACAACUAGGCUUAAUCUCUGUACGGAAAACUGACCCAAAAUGUGUAGUAGGUUCAGAAAGCCUAUGCAAAAUCCAUGUAAUUGAGGAGGUCAAAAAAGCAAAACAAAGGCCACCCCAAACAAUUUAUCAGGUAAAUUUUACAAAGAUCAUCCAAAAGGUCCAAUCAGUUCUUUUAUAAUGCUCGUGAUAUUCUGAAACACAAUAUUUUAAGUUUGUUUGGUCAAGAGCCCAUUUGUCUGAUACUCAAUCUACAAGUUCUGGUUAUGGGCUGAAUUUCCAGGCCUAGUUUGGACUAAAAUAUCAUAGUUAACUAAAGAAGUUUAGGUUAUCUAAGUUCAGAACUUUGUAUGUUAAAAUGUGGUUCGAGUUUUAAGUUUUGUGUUCUGUAUGAAUGUGAUUUAGUGAAAGUAACAGAAACAGAAUCUUCUACAGCUGCAGCAGUCUCAGCUCACCACUAAAGAAUACACUUUUUGGACGUUUGGGAAAAUGAGAGCUUCAUGAAUGUAAAAACUGUAACUAACUGAAGGAUUUACAUAGUUUGAUUUCUAUAGAUUUUUAUUUAAUUUUAACUACAAUAAGAUGUCUAAUUUGGACAUUGCCUGGAGAUGAUUUUGUGUAGUACUCCUGCCUUAGAUGUAAAGAAGUAGUAUUUGUGUGUGGUUUUGUAAAUAUUAGAUAUUUUAAAGAAAAACAAUCAGAUUAUUGCAGAACAUUGAGUGUUUCCAUUUGCCAUCAUGUGUGUCUAAACUCAAUCCUGAACAUUCAGUGAACAACGGUGAUAGUUGUUAUAUAUAUAUAUAACGACUAUAUAUAUUAUACUAUUAUAUAUAUAUCCAGAGAAAGAAGGACUACACUCUUAAAAUAAUGGACAUUUAAGUGAUGAUGUACAGGAAGCAAUUUUGGCUCCAUAAUAAAUAGGAGUGUAAAGAAAAUUUGAUAUAAUGAUAUAUUGAAGUACAAUCACUUCCAUGGCCACAGGUGUUUAAAACCAAGCAGCUAGACAUGCAGACUGCUUUACAAAGAAUUGGUCGCUCUCAGGACCUCAGUCAAUUCCAAAAUGGUACCAGGAUAGGAUGCAGCACCUGUGCAGUUAUGAAAUAUCCUCACUAUGAAGUAUUCCACAGUCAACUGUCAGUGAUGUAAUCGCACAGUGAAAGUGACUGGGAAUGAAAACACCUCACUGUCAACGUAAAAUGACAGAGUGGGGUCAGCGGAUGCUGAAACGCAUUCCUCUGCCUUCUGCAGAGUCAACCACUACAGAACUCCAAACUUCAUGUGGCUUCAGAUUAGCUCAAGAACAGUAGAGCAUAGAGAGCAUCAUGGAAUGCGUCUUCAUGGCAACCGUACUUAGAGCCAGUGAGAAGCUCCAGCUGACUGGAGCACCUCGCACCUCAUUUCUUCACCUAUGCCGGCACUAAGACCUUGCGGAUGCCGAGCUCAGCUCCCCAGAACCCAGAGUGGACAUUCUUUAACCUUAAGGUCAAAGACUUCAUACAUCCUAUGCAAAGGUUAGGCAGUGAAAAAAUGCUGGUAAAAGAAAAAUUUAAAGUGAAUCUGGCCCCCUCCUUCACCUCAUAUUCAUUUCCUGUAUAUCCCUCAAAAUGUCAUCCAAUUGGAUGAUGUGGCCCUUAUGUCACAUGAUGCUGGCAAAAUUAGCAUUUUUUAAAAAAGAAAUCUAUUCAUAAUUUCUUAAUUUAUUUUAAAUGUGCUUGUUUGGAAAAGUAAAAGAAUAUAUAAUGUGACUCUUACAACAUACAGUAUAUAUAAUAUAACAAAAUAACUGCUGCAUUGCACUACUUUACACUAUCAAUUGCACUAUUACAUAAUACCUCUGAUUGAUUCAUUAGGUAUAGUAGUUUUUUUUUUUUUUUUAAAUCAGCACCCUCUGAUCAUUUUCAUAAUUUUUCUUUAUAAAUCAUUCAUAGUUCAGAACAGCGGUUGCAUAUAUCAUAUAGCAGACAAACACAGUGAUAUUUAAGAAGUUAAAUUAAGAUUAUAUGUUUUACAGAAAGUGUGCGAUAAUUCUUUAAACAUAAUUAGGCAGGUGCAUACAUUUGGGCACAGCCUCUCCUUCUGCAAAGUGUGCUGCAUAAUUGAAUGAUGCACAAUGACUAUCUUCAGCAAGAUGAUAAUGUAGGUGUUUGGAGCUGGUCUGUGAGUUGACUAUGACUGUUCUCACCAUCCUUCUCCUCUGCUUAUCUGAGAUUUUUCUUGUUCUACCACUUUUUCUCUGUGUGUGUCUGCUAUAUGAUAUGUAUAUGCUUUAUAAAGGAAAAUCAUAAAAAAUGAUCAGGGGUGCCCAAACCUUUUCGCUUUAUUCAUGGGUAUCAAAGAAUGCCACAAUGUACUCAAAUUCAGUUGGAAAGAAAUGUAUCAGAGUAUUCAUACUUUUGGCAAUAUAGUGCAUCACAGUUUUUUGUUUCGCAAUACUGUAGCAAAUAUAAAAAAAACACAGUAUUGAUGGCAGACAGUGGUUCAUUUAGUGUUGUUUUUAACCCCUUAACAUGCCUUGUCCCGAAUACAGGCUAUAGGUGUUUGUGAUACAAAUAUUUUUUUUCUGCAGUAAAAUAACUUAUUUACAUUCUGAGGGCUUAAGGGCUUUGAAGUAUUCUAUAUUUCUAGAUUAAAACCCAACCACUAGAAAACAGUGUUGUACUCUGUCGUUAAAUUCCACUGUUCUGAUUGGAUAAAAAGUAAACUUUUCCCUCUUUUAGAUUUUAUAAAUAUGAUGGUAUGUUUUUAAUACUGUAACACUUUUACUUAAAAUUUGAUUUGAUAAUUUAUUGCAAUAUAUUGAAUUGCAACCCCUGUAUUGUGAUUAUAUAUCAUAUUGCCAAGCUCUUUGCAGUACACAGCCAUAAUCAUCAGUCAAAGCCAAAGAGAGCACAACUUGCCAUGCUCGUUCUGGGUGGGUAGAUGGCUCUCUCUCCCCUCACCACUUUGAUUGCGAUGUUGGAUGGCUCAGGCUUAUAUUAGCUGACGUAUCAGAGCUGGGGAGCUGGUGCUUUCCUCCAAGUGCGCUGGCUACCCGGUGAUGCUGCAUUGGUGGCACUUUGAAAAGAGGUGGGAUGUGACUUCACAUUUAUGGAAGGAGGCAUGCGCUUGUCCUCACCGUCCUAGUAUCAGGAUCAUUGCAAAUGAUGGGCAGAGUCCUAGCGAGUGAAUGGGUUUAUUGGCUUAACUAAAUUGAAGAGAAACACAUGAUCAGCAUCUUUGUUACAAACUUGCUUUAUCUCUUGACCUAAAAGAGUUUAUUCUAUGGCAUCCCUCAAAGAACCAGUUGAAGCACCUUCAUUUUUAAGAGUUUUUUAAGUGAACCCAAAUGCUGUACAUGGUGAGUAAAAUGGUUUUAUUACAGUGUGGAAAAUUCCACUUGAUUUAAAUCGUUGCUGAAGGUUGCUAAAAUAUAAACACCACGAUCAAUUUGGUUGAUAACUCAAUAUCAUUACAUAAACGCAUUAGGGAAUCUGUAUAUUAGAGUGCCUUUUACAGGGUCACAUGCCAUUUCUGUACAGACAGAGACAUGCCACCCACCCACAUUCACAAAGGUGCACUGCCUACCUUCUUCCUACUGAGCUGGUCUCUACUGCUGUUAUUCCACUGUAUGAACAUUCACUACUGUAUUGAAACACUACAUAGAAUAAAGGGUAAUUAAGUUGA
Astyanax mexicanus (Mexican tetra) is the source of this 7342-nucleotide messenger RNA. RefSeq names its product Wolfram syndrome 1b (wolframin) (gene wfs1b). The record is from RefSeq and is a predicted model, not a curated record. Gene Ontology annotation, cellular component: endoplasmic reticulum; endoplasmic reticulum membrane. Gene Ontology annotation, biological process: calcium ion homeostasis; endoplasmic reticulum unfolded protein response. NCBI's taxonomy places the organism in Eukaryota, Metazoa, Chordata, Actinopteri, Characiformes, Acestrorhamphidae. Bases 272 to 2998 code for a protein of 908 amino acids. Gene Ontology annotation, molecular function: protein binding. The transcript has 8 exons.